AUGGAACAACGACAGAAGCAGGGAGAUGCUGGAGAUGAUGCACUUGCAGAGAGAAUUGCAAGAGUUGUGCACGCGCACUUUGAUGCUUUGCCGGCACGCAGUAAACCUAUUCUGAGGGAUGAUGGGACGAGGGAGUGGAUUCCUAUGUGUGGGGUUGUGGUUGUGAGGGAUAAUGGUGAUACAGCGGAUGAAGAACUGACCUGUGUGGCUGUUACCUCCGGUGCAAAAUGCCUCCCUACCACACAACUCGCAUCCAGCACCGGCCUCGUCCUCCACGACUGGCACGCCGAGAUCCUGGCCCUCCGCGCAUUCAAUUACUGGCUGUUGAGUGAGAUUCGCGCAUUGAUAGACCAUGAGCAUGAACAUCAACAAUCUUCAUCAUCAUCCUCACCAACUACACCCAAACCCUCCCCCUUCAUCCGCCGCCGCCAACAAUCCCCAAACAAGGACACCAACAACAACGAAACCCCCUUCGAACUCCACCCCUCCCUAAAAAUCUACCUCUACUGCACGACCGCCCCCUGCGGCGACGCAAGCAUGGAACUCACCAUGGCAGCGCAAGACGACCCGACACCAUGGGGAAUCACCCCCUCAGAAGAAGAAGCAGGCCUCCUCUCCGGCCGGGCCAACUUCUCCCAGCUAGGCAUUGUCCGCCGCAAGCCCGCGCGCGCAGACGCCCCAUCCACGAAAAGCAAGUCCUGCUCGGACAAACUUGCCCUGCGACAGGUGUCGUCUCUCUUGUCGAGGGGGAUGAGUCUACUGGUGGCUGUUACGGAGAAUGCGUAUCUGGCGGGAGUGGUGAUGCCCCGUGAGGAGGUGAGUGAGACGGGGUGUGUGAGGGCGUGGGGGGUGGAGGGGAGGAUGGGGCCUUUGGUAUCUAGGUUUCAAGAGGGGGAAGGGUGUGGGUAUGGAUAUGGGUAUUAUCCGUUCCGGGUUCUGUCUGUUGAUAUGGAGGUGGUGGAGGAGUUGUGGGCUUUUGGGAAACCGAAGAGUAAGGAGGCUGGGAUGAAGUGUAAGCCUGGAAAUAUCUCGGCUGUUUGGACGGCUGCGCCGGUGCUUGGGGGGAGUAACAGUGGUAGUGGUGGUGGGGUGGAUCGCUAUGCAGCGGAGAAUGGGGCCAAGCAGUUGCCGAAACUGAGUGGUUCGUGGACUGGGUUGUAUGAGACUAUCAUUGGGGGGAUGAAGCAGGGGUAUAAGGCGUCUGUGCCGGUGGGGAAGGGCGCGUCGGCGCUGUCGAGGGCGAAGAUGUGGGGGGCGUUGAGGGGGGUGUUGGAUGGUGAUGGUUCUGAGGGCGGAGAUGGAAGGCAGGUGGUUAGGGCAGCGUCGUAUAAGGAGUUCAAGAGGGCUGCGUUGGAGACGUCUGUGGGAAAGGCACGGGAACGGGCUAUGCUGGAGGCGAAGAUGGUGCUGGUGCCGUGGGUGCCGAAUGAUGGGGAUGAAGAAUGGGGAUUGGAAGUGUUGGUGGAUCAGAAAGGGAAGAAGAGAAAGCGUGAUGACAUUAAAAAGAAUAAAGAUGUCCAGUCUAGCUAA
Molecule: messenger RNA, 1530 nt
Organism: Aspergillus vadensis CBS 113365
Lineage: Eukaryota; Fungi; Ascomycota; Eurotiomycetes; Eurotiales; Aspergillaceae
Product: tRNA-specific adenosine deaminase
Exons: 3
Coding region: 1-1530 (509 amino acids)
Biological process (GO): tRNA wobble adenosine to inosine editing
Molecular function (GO): RNA binding; tRNA-specific adenosine-37 deaminase activity
Source: RefSeq, a predicted model, not a curated record